AUGAAUGCGCAGCACGCGUCCCCCGUCGCCUCCAUGCACAACAGAACCAAGACUGAGCCUGCGGCCGUCUCGCGCAUCCCCUCCACCACAUCCUCCGCAGAGCAUGGCCGCCGUCGUCGACUGACCAGCCCGGCCUCGCCCAACAUCGCGCCGCACUCUCCAGGUGGGACCGGAGCGACCUCGUACUUUUCACCGCAGCCAUCCGCUUCCGGUGGAGACGCUCGCUCGCCCUUCAGCAACAGACGUGCGCCAGCGUCGCGCAGCGCGGGCGGGCAUGGCAUAGACACGUCGCAAGGCCCCCCCAUUGCGCUCAUCACUCGAGGCUCCUACUCUGCCGACAUUGCGCGUCGCUCGCAAAAGGCGUCCGACUUCGCCUUCGCCCAACAGCAGCUGCAGCAGCUGGGCCUGGUCGCCCCGGGCGCCUCUGCUUUGCUCAAGCCAGGAAGCGCAACCAGCUCUGUCGCGAGCAGAGGACGACGGGACCUCUCGCCCGGGCUUUCGCGAUCUGGAUCCACCCACUCAGACUCCCGCCGAUUCGACCACAUGGCGAGCUCCCCAGACGACUCGUCCGACUACGACGCCGGCCUUCGCAGCCCGCUGGGCGACACCUUGACGCUGCAGAACACACGUCGAGCCGAUGCGGGCUCGGGGACGGACGGAGAGCCCGCUGAGGACUUGUUCUUGAACAUUGCACAGGACACAACACCGCAGAAAGAAGACGGCGAUGGGGGCACAACGCGGACGGAGCGAAGACGGUCUCGAAUCGCACGAGCAACGAAAGGCCAGUCUUUGCCGACAAAUGCGUAUUCUAGUCCCGCACAGCCAUCCGCAUCUACAACUCCCAAAACAUCCUCGGCCAUUGAUACCAAGCAAGCCGCUCACCCUCGACGGCUUUCUCAGCUCCCAUCUCCUUCAAUAACUGUCCGAAAUAUGCGUGAACAAUCCCCCGUCUCUCCCGCAAAUGUGCUAGAUAAUCACCGGACUCGUAUGCUUGGCCUCUCACCUCAGGCCUCAUUUUCAUCAUCCCGGUCGAAGGAGCAGGAAGCCUCCCCACAGCUUCUACCCCAAUAUGGCAGAAGGAGACCUUCGUUUCCUGACGCCUCCGGAACUCCACCAAACCGCGCCUAUCGUCCUUCAAAUCUCCACUAUUCUUCAUCCCGAGACAACGAUUCCACACCACACAUCGAUACGCCGCCCGAGCCCAAUCGCGCUUUCUCUGGCGCUGACGGCACUGAAUCUGCAGACUCUAUUGGGGCACCAUCUUCAGUAUGGGACGAGCUGGACGAACUGAAGUCCAGAAUUCGAAGGAUUGAGCUCUCCGGGAAGAUGCCUGCCACCUCGGGGGCGGCUAUAUCGAAUGGGUCUGGCGAGCGUCCGAGAACUGCUACAACUACAGUGACGACCAUCUCUUCAUCUCCCAAGCAUCAUCGCAAACCCAGCACAUCGCCCUCAGAAUCCACUGUUGGUGGCCAUACGAGUUCCAAUAUACACCCUCUUCUGCAUUCGGCACUAGCUAAAGCAAAAGAGAACGUCUCACCCUCCAUCUAUCGAGGUCUUGAGGCGACCGUGACCGAAGCACUGGCACUAGCUGCUCUUACUGGCAGCGCGGGUCCGCAAGGGACCCUAUAUUCUGCAAGCUCGAUAAUCAACGGUGCCACUGUACCAGACCGACAAGUGCGGCGGAAAGCCGACAGUCUCUGUCGCAGCCUCACAGAGCUUUGCAUCGCGCUCUGUGAGGUCAAAAUCAAUCACGAAAGUUCUGCUUUCAGACCAACGCCACUGGGAACCCGUCGAGCUAGUGUGCAACCCAGCAGCGAGGUUCAUACACCCACAUAUUCUACUCCCCAACCAGUACGAGCGAGUAUCGAGCCUGAGGCGGGAGUUCUGCGUUCCAGUCCAAGCCGAGCACUUAGCCGCAUCGAAGCCCGAAGGAGCAGUUUGAUGGGCCUCAAUGGGUCCCGUGAGUCGAGUCUGGAACCACCCUCGCAGCAGAACUUUCCCAAUCGUUUGAGCCGCGCGGGGACCUCGCUCCUGCGUCAACGCCCGAUGAAGGAGGACGACGAAGAUGAUCCCACUCUACGGGCCCCAUCCCGCGCUAUGACUGAUUUUAGUCAGGUCAGGGCCUCCAACAGAUCGAAGCGCUUAAGCAAAGACUUCAGCGAGCUCCAACCCUCACCGUCUUUGCAGCCAACAUCAUCGCUCCGAAGGCCAGGCGGUAACGCCCCCAGCGAAAAUCACCAUACGCUUGCGUCUUCAACACUACUUCGCGAUGGAAAUAGGCGAUAUCGGGAUCACCAAACACCUCCUGCAUAUGAAAAGAGUAUUGCCGGGGACAGUGUGGGGAGCGAAGACAAUCGGAGGGUGCAGCCUGCGCUCGGCCACUACGUCGAAGCUGCAAGGGCUGCUCGAGCAUCUGCUGGAGUGGGUGGUCUAGGACGAAAUGGAACCUUUAACCGACGAGUUCGGGGCAACGGGGUUGGCGAUUGA
Mytilinidion resinicola is the source of this 2487-nucleotide messenger RNA. RefSeq lists its product as uncharacterized. Bases 1 to 2487 code for a protein of 828 amino acids. The transcript is spliced from 2 exons. The record is from RefSeq and is a predicted model, not a curated record. NCBI's taxonomy places the organism in Eukaryota, Fungi, Ascomycota, Dothideomycetes, Mytilinidiales, Mytilinidiaceae.